Gastrolobium bilobum is the source of this 1643-nucleotide messenger RNA. RefSeq lists its product as uncharacterized. The record is from RefSeq and is a predicted model, not a curated record. Lineage: Eukaryota; Viridiplantae; Streptophyta; Magnoliopsida; Fabales; Fabaceae. Bases 74 to 1024 code for a protein of 316 amino acids. The transcript is spliced from 4 exons.
GUUUAAUUUAAGUCCCUAACGUAACACACUAACUAACCCUAUCAUUUCAUUUCUUCUUUUGAGACAAACCCCAAUGUCUCGUCGUGAUUCUGAUUCCAAGCGACGCCAUUCUCGAUUCGAUCGAGAACCCAGCCCCAAGAGAUAUAGAAAACAAGAAAGAGACCGAGCAACAACUAGUGCUACCGAAGAAAAUGGAGACCAGAGACACCACCCCAAGCUGCGUGAUUCCUUACCACAUGAAGCCCCUUUGGCGGCAGAUCAUUCUAAGCAACAGUCUGGGGAUCUGCUCAAGGACACGAACAAGAAACCAAUUGAUCAUCAUGAAGCACCCAAACAUGCACCUGAUCCAACUCAAGUACCAAUAUCUCUCUCUCAUUUUCAGCAUGAUGAACGAGGUAGUGCAGGGCAGGCUGGGCGAAGCUCUGGUCAAAGGAAAGCUGGUGAGCGCGGAUGGUGGAAAGACUCAAAGAAUCAGCAUAAUGAAAGGGCAAAGACAAGUCACGGUAGGGAGAUGAGAGAUGAGAAAUCACAAGCCAAACCGAAUGAUGAUACUUUCCAGAGAAGAGAUGGUUUUUCUGGAAGGAAAGAUGAUUCACUUCCUGCCACGAGGAAAAGACCUGCAUUUAGGGAGAAGAAGAUUCCGGUGGAUUUGGGAGAUGCUGAUCCGGCUGUAAAGUCAGGCCAGAUUGACCACCCUCCAGAAAGGAAUGAAAGGAGGGAGGAAAGAAGCAGCAACCCACGCCAGUUGGAUAGACCUGAGAAGCAAUUUGCAGAUGAUAGAGCGCCAAACAAGGGUGAAGCUAGGAGAGAUGGAUUUCCAUUAAGAGGAAGAUAUGGGGGCAAUGGUGACGAUGGCAAUUACAGGGGAAGAGAUAAAUUCAAUGGAAGACAAGGUUAUCGUCCCAUUAAGACUCAAACUGAGAAGUGGAAACAUGAUUUAUAUCAAGAGGUUAAUAAGGAUCACAUUCCACAGAAGAAUGAGGAUGAUCAGAUAGCAAAGCUGGAAGCACUCUUGGCUUCAUAAUUGCAAACAGCAGCCAGUAUUAAGGUCGUUCUAAAUCAUCUUUUCAACUCGUGGCUUAGGGGGCAAUAUCCACAGAUGAUUUACCUGUUUAUAAAGUAUUUCAUUUCCUCAGGUGCAAUUAUAAGCAUGCACUGCUCUGAAUUUUAGUUUCAACUGGACUCAAUCCCCGCUGACUGAGGCGUACAGGUUUUGAAAUUGGAAUUUCCCUUGGCUUCAUUAGAAUGCAGAACAAUAUGUAAUCGAAAUGCCUGUAUUACCCUGUUUUCCUUGACUAUCAAACCUUUUAGCUUAUUCGUGACAAUUUUUAGAACCGGAUCUUUUUUGUCAACCUAGUACAUGACUUAUCGUCCUUUCUUAAGAUUUUGUAUUUUGGUCAAUUCUAUAAACUCCCAUCAAGUAGGUUGUCUUUGACUUGCAGUUGGCUUAUCUCUAAAUUACCGACUUAUAAAUAGGCCAGAAACUCUAAAUCAUCGUGUAAAACUUAAUGGCCAGAUACUUCCAGGAUUCCUAGAAGUCCAGUUGAUACACAUCUGCAUGAGUGGUUCCGUUUGAUUUUAAUAGUAAGCUUGAAAAAUUGCAAGGGACAACUUUGGAAGGAAAAGAUAAUAACGUUGUACGC